Molecule: messenger RNA, 2287 nt
Organism: Nematolebias whitei (Rio pearlfish)
Lineage: Eukaryota; Metazoa; Chordata; Actinopteri; Cyprinodontiformes; Rivulidae
Gene: mcoln1a
Product: mucolipin TRP cation channel 1a
Exons: 14
Coding region: 94-1878 (594 amino acids)
Cellular component (GO): plasma membrane; lysosomal membrane
Molecular function (GO): NAADP-sensitive calcium-release channel activity
Source: RefSeq, a predicted model, not a curated record
CUGAAGAGCUACAGGAGAGAGGAGAAAACAACUGUCCUGCUUAAUGUCGCCACAGUUCUUCACAUAUUUCAUGCUUUGUUUGAGUUUGCUCACAUGGCUGAGCCCGAACCACAGGACCUCCGUGAGGAACAAGAUAACCUGCUCUCGUCGGUGACUCGGUACGGCUCUACAGACAGCAGCUGCCAACAUAAUCGUCAGGAUCAUCAGAGUCACUGCCAUGACAGCAACCACAACAGCCACAGCUUCCCCUCAACAACAACGGCAGGUCACUGGGUCAGUGCGGACCAGGAGGAGGAGGCCAUCCGCAGGAAGCUCAAGUACUUCUUCAUGAGUCCCUGCGACAAGUAUCACGCCAAAGGCCGCAAGCCCUACAAGCUGGUUCUGCAGCUGCUGAAGAUCUUUUUUGUCACAGCUCAGUUGGUGAUGUUUGGCCUCAGUAACCAGGUGGUGGUCACAUUCAAGGAGGAGAACACGAUGACCUUCAAGCACCUUUUUCUCAAAGACUACGAUGAAUCCUCAGACGACUCCUUUGCAGUUUACACACAGGAGGACGUCUACAGUCACAUCUUCUAUGCUGUGGAGAAGUACCUGACGUUACCAAAUACCACAGUGGGGCGCUACGCAUACGUCUACGAUGUUGGCAUCAACGGCAGCGCGCUUUCCCUCUGCCAGCAGUACUACAAGAAGGGCCAGAUCGACCCAGCCAACGACACGUUCAGCAUAGACCCCGGCAUCAUCACAGAUUGCAUGGGGGUGAACCCUCUGUCUGUCCCCUCAGCUCUGCUCACCAACAGCUACAAGAACUUCACACUCAAGUUCCACAAGCUGAUAAACGUUACCAUACAGUUCCAGCUGAAGGCGAUCAAUAUUCAGACGAUCAUCAACAAUGAGAUCCCCGACUGCUACACGUUCCACAUAACGAUUGUUCUGGACAACAAGGCUCACAGUGGCAAGGUGAAGAUCUGGUUGGAAAACCAGGCAAAAAUAAAGGAGUGCAAGGACCCGAGCGUCUCUGGACACGCUGAAAACUACACUCGAGUAGCGUUUGAUGUGUCUGUGGCUCUGCUGUGCCUCCUGUCUCUGCUGCUGUGUGGACGCUCCAUCCUGCGAGGCAUCAUUCUGCAACAGGAGUUUGUGCACUACUUCAAGGAGACUCUGGACCGUAAAGUGUGCUGGUCGGACCGUCUUGAGUUUAUCAACGGCUGGUUUAUCCUCCUCAUCAUUAGCGACAUCUUCACCAUCACAGGCAGCAUCAUCAAGAUCGGCAUUGAGUCAAAGACCAUGUCGUCCUAUGAUCUCUGUGGCAUCCUACUGGGGACUUCCACUCUCUUGGUGUGGGUGGGAGUCAUCCGCUACCUCACCUUCUUCCAGAAGUACAACAUUCUCAUCAUCACACUCCGAGCAGCGUUCCCUAACGUGAUUCGCUUCUGCUGCUGUGUCGCUGUCAUUUAUCUGGGCUACUGCUUCUGUGGCUGGAUCGUCCUCGGACCGUACCACGUGAAGUUCCGCUCUCUGUCCUCGGUGUCCGAGUGCCUGUUCUCACUCAUUAACGGGGACGACAUGUUCGUGACGUUCUCAGAGAUGCAGGAAAGCAGUACUCUGGUGUGGCUCUUCAGCCAACUCUACCUCUACACCUUCAUCUCCCUCUUCAUCUACAUGGUGCUGUCUCUGUUCAUCGCUCUCAUCACUGGAGCGUACGAGACCAUCAAGCAUCAAACCCAAGAACCCAUCCACAUCACUGACCUGCACGCCUUCAUAGCAGAGUGUACAGAUGCACCAAACUCAGGGAAGUUCAGAGGUCUGGAGACGUCCCCGUGCUCCUUCUUUUGCUGCUGCGACAGAACAACAACGUACGAAGAUGUUCUGCUGGUGAACUGAGGCCGACGUGGGCUUCCUCACAAGCCUCAGCAGCCUCCCCUGCUGGACGGCGCCGCACACUCCACACACCCAGCGUCUGCGUGUCCGUCCGGACCAAAGGUGGGCACUGACAGAGGAUGAACUGGACCAGCAAGAAGAACCAGGCUGCUCCUUGGAGCUCUUGGUUUUUCCUGAAAAAGAGGAAACUGAAGCUUUUGUCUGAAGAAAAGGACCGAGCAGCGUCGUUGAUGACUACGAUACAGACUUUUCAGUUUUUAUUUGUUUUUAAGAACAAACUGCAGUAUUUUUUAUUUUUGUCUUGGUUUUCUUGGAGCGCUGAACGAAAGCAGCACAACUUCUUGGUGGAAGGUGGAAGGUCCGAGCGCUACGAUGAGGACUGUGAAACAUUGUAAUGUUCAUUUGUUUUUCU